Messenger RNA from Mya arenaria, 5220 nucleotides. RefSeq names its product targeting protein for Xklp2 homolog. NCBI's taxonomy places the organism in Eukaryota, Metazoa, Mollusca, Bivalvia, Myida, Myidae. The transcript is spliced from 18 exons. Gene Ontology annotation, biological process: activation of protein kinase activity; regulation of mitotic spindle organization. The record is from RefSeq and is a predicted model, not a curated record. Bases 94 to 2655 code for a protein of 853 amino acids. Gene Ontology annotation, cellular component: spindle; microtubule.
UUAUUUGUUUGUGCGGGUAGAUUAAAAUACUAAUAUUGUGUACGAUUUAAAGUUAUAAAUGUACAUAUGAAUUAACACUUUUUUCGUUUCGUCAUGGAUUCCGGAGGAUGGGAUUUCAAUGCCCCACAAUACAUCGACUUUUCUCAACCGUGCGAGGACGAAAAUGUCGACAAAUACUUUGAACUUGACUAUGAAAGUGGAGAGCAAGUGUGUUUGGAAGAUGGUAUAGAUGGCAGUCUGAACGGCACAGACACAGGUGAUGUGUUUGCUACUCCUCAAAGUGAGGUCAAGCGAGUCACCAGAUCUUCGACACGGACACCACUAAACAAAGCAUCAAAUGCUGUUGAUGUUCCCACGCCAGAAGUAGUUGCCAGUAAAAUUCAGUCGAAAGAUGUACAUACGCCAACUGAUAGCCCGCGGGUGACCAGGGCAGGGAAGGGACCGACUCCAAAAACAGUUGAUGUAGAGACGCCAACUGGUAGCCCACGGGUGACCAGGGCAGGGAAGGGACUUACUCCAAAUACAGUUGAAAAAUUGGUUAAACAAAAUGAAAAGCCAAAGAACCUUUGUACAAACCUGGAUGAGUGGCGAAAGAAAACAACUGCAACUAAACAGCAGAAAAGCUGCAGUGAAGUACAAAAAGAAGCGGGAGAGAUGGAUAAUAAACCAGCAACGAAACGCCAGUAUCGCUCCCUGGACAGGUCUGAGUCCCAAAAGAAACCAAGGACAGAGAGCACUGAAAGGGGUAGAGCGCCCGGGCGUACCACGGGCCUCCAGCGGAGUAACACCUUUAACACCCACACCACCCGAAACCAGUCCAUGGACUCCACAACCAAGAAGGCACAUACCCGUGGGCUUUCUGGGGACAGAAGGGCAGGGUCGGCCAGCAGUCAAGAAAAACAUAAGACGGGUGGCAUGACCAUACCCACAACACCUACAGUUAUGAAGAGGAAGCCCAUGAAUGUUCAGCCACAGGGGACAGUGAAGAACUCGGAGCAGCUCGAGUUGGAGAAGAUUGCCUACUACAGGAAGGAGCUGGCAAAGAAACGCAAGAUCAACGAGGAAAGCUGCCGUGCAGCACUUGCUGGAAAAGGCCCAGUUGGACCUGUACAGGUGAAACAUCUCACAAGGACGGAGGAGUUCAAAUUUGAGACGGAUUCCCGUAUCAAGACGCAUGCCAUGGAGACUAGAGGUGACGGGGAUGUGAAGGACUUUGCCAGCGGCCUCAGAUCAGAUACUGGCAAACAAGCUGGACCAAUGAAGUCUGGCCCAACUAUACCGGAGCCUUUCAAGCUGUCAAGCCAGAGGAAGAGGAAAUUGCCAGAUCUGGAGGAAAAACAAGCAGAGAAAUAUGAGUCUAUGGCCCAGAGACUGGCAAAUUUCGCCAAAACCCCUGACCGCUUCCGGUCCAAACCAAAAGCUGGCCCCACUAAUGAGAAGCGUGGCCGUUCCCGGUCUCCACCCCAUGGGAUCACUGUGCCCAAGACGCCCCAGUUUGAGACGCGCACCCGGUCCCGCCCAGUGACAGCCCCCAGCAGAGAGGAUGAGGAGAGACAGGAGCUAGAGGAGAUGCACAAGCAUCAGUUCAAGGCUCACCCAAUGAACCAAAGGAUCUUCAAGAACCCCAGCACGGGUAUCCGGAAGGUUUCCAGCAAGGCACCCACAGUUCCUGAGGAGUUCCACCUCUCACACAACAACCGGGCCCUGCACCGCGAUGACAAACACCAGGAAGAGCAUUAUGAGUUUCAUGCUAAACCGCUGAACAAGAAGAUCCUAGAUGGCCCUGUGGGAGUAAAGGAGCCGAAGAGACUGCCCCUAACUGCCCCAGAGUCGCCUGCCUUUGCUCUCAAACACCGGGCAAGGUUACCUAUAGUCGAGGAACCAACUCAGGAAUCAGACAAGCCUGUGCUGCGGUCACGCCAGGUGCCCCAUUACGGGCUCCCGUUCCAGCCCCAGCUGAACCACAAGAUAACCGAGCCCGAACCAUUUGGCUUUGAGGAACGAGAGAAGAAAAGGGCUGAAGUCCGUGCCCGCAAGAUGGAACAGAUACUGGAAGAGGAAAAUAAGAACCGACAGUUCCAUGCCCAGCCCCUACCGGAUCACGAACCCAACCUGCCCCCCAAGAAGAAGAUGCCCCUGACGAAAGCAUGCCCCUUUAACCUUGACACCGACAAUCGUGGGGCUCGCAAGGUUGAGGAGUGGAAUAAAAAGAUGGAAGAUGAAAAGCAAGAGGCAAAGGAGAGGCUGAGGUUCCGAGCGCGCAGCCCCACAGUCCUUGAACAAGAGCCCUGGAAACCACAAAAGGAAAACAGGCCAGCCACAGGUACUGAAAACAGGGAGAUCAGUGAAUUUGAGCUAAACACGGCCAAGAGGAUCGUGAAGCGAGAAGCUUAUGAGAUGAGCCGCAAGCAGCGACAGGACGAUCUGGAUAAUAUCCGACUGCAGGAGGAGCGCGCACGCGAGGCUGAAGAGCAGGCAGAGAAUGAGAGGCUCCGACGGGAGGCGGUCCACCAUGCCGAGCCCGUGAAACACUACAAGGGUGUCCCCAUCAGGCCAAGCAUCAAGCCCCUCACCGCCCCGAUGUCACCCCACUUCAGGACAGAUUCUAGACUACGGUCCAGGAACCAGGAUGCUGAAAGCUUUAUGUCUGCAUGAUACUCAGACAGUGUUGGCUGGUAACAAUGUUGGUUGAAACAUUUGUUCUUAGCUAAAAUUGAUGUGAUAAUUGAUUUGCUGAUUAAUUUUAAGACUCAUUUUCUUCCAACAUGACAAUGUAGGAAAUUGUAUGGCUUUCGUGAUUCAGUAUACUUGGCAUUAAAAAGAAAUUAAUUUUUGUUACAGUGAAUGUAGCAGGAAUGGGAUUUGUCUAAUCAUGACCCCCCAUUAUUAUUUUUUUCGCUGAUGUUUAAAAAAUGGGUUGCUGCUUUAUUGGUUGUUAGUAUUGACACUCCCAUUUAAUUUGAAAUUAGCCUGAUAAGGGCUUCUAAAAAGCCAUUUUUGCUUCCUUGGCAUGGUGCUUCACCCACUUUGACCUCUAUUUGGGGGGUCUUAAGCACCACCCAAACCCAUCACCAAACUAGUUUCAGCCCUUUAGCUGCCUGGUAAAUGACGUCCCUGUAGGUAAAAUAUCUUUUCAGAUUCUUGUUUAAAGGAAUAAGGAUUUAGUUGAAGGGAAAAUUAAGAGUUAAAGGUCAGACAAAGCAGUGUUAAUUUUGAUAUUGACCUGUUUCUCAGAUCAUGCUAGUACAUAAUAUAUUUUUAAGAAUGGCACCAUAAUCUUUAAGAAAAACAAAGGUUUUCAGUAUGCAUUUGAUAUUGACACUAUGCAUGUUACCAUGUUAAUCUACUUAGUGGUGUGUGUGUGUGCAUUUUUUCUUUUUAUUAUGCCCCCUUUUGAAAAAAGUGGGGUAUAUUGUUUUGCACAUGUCGGUCGGUCGGUCGGUCGGUCUGUCUGUCUGUCGGUCGGUCGGUCGGAAUACCAAAUGGUUUCUGAUCAAUAACUUGAGAACGCUUUGACCGAGGGACCUCAUACUUGGUAUGUGUAUUGGUCAUCACCAGCAGAUGAACCCUAUUGAUUUUGAGGUCAGUGGGUCAAAGGUCAAGGUCAGUGUGACCUUUACAUGAAAAACGGUUUCCGAUCAAUAACUUGAGAACGCUUUGACCCAGGAACCUCAUACUUGGUAGGUGUAUUGGUCAUGACCAGCAGAUGAACCCUAUUGAUUUUGAGGUCAGUGGGUCAAAGGUCAAGGUCAGUGUGACCUUAACAUGAAAAACGGUUUCCGAUCAAUAACUUGAGAACGCUUUGACCCAGGGACCUCAUACUAGGUAGGCUUAUUGGUCAUGACCAGCAGAUGAACCCUAUUGAUUUUGAGGUCAGUGGGUCAAAGGUCAAGGUCAGUGUGACCUUUACAUGAAAAACGGUUUCCGAUCAAUAACUUGAGAACGCUUUGACCCAGGGACCUCAUACUUGGUAGGUGUAUUGGUCAUGACCAGCAGAUGAACCCUAUUGAUUUUGAGGUCAAAGGUCAAGGUCAGUGUGACCUUAACAUGAAAAACGGUUUCCGAUCAAUAACUUGAGAACGCUUUGACCCAGGGACCUCAUACUAGGUAGGCUUAUUGGUCAUGACCAGCAGAUGAACCCUAUUGAUUUUGAGGUCAGUGGGUCAAAGGUCAAGGUCAGUGUGACCUUUACAUGAAAAACGGUUUCCGAUCAAUAACUUGAGAACGCUUUGACCCAGGGACCUCAUACUUGGUAGGUGUAUUGGUCAUGACCAGCAGAUGAACCCUAUUGAUUUUGAGGUCAGUGGGUCAAAGGUCAAGGUCAGUGUGACCUUUACAUGAAAAACGGUUUCCGAUCAAUAACUUGAGAACGCUUUGACCCAGGGACCUCAUACUAGGUAGGCUUAUUGGUCAUGACCAGCAGAUGAACCCUAUUGAUUUUGAGGUCAGUGGGUCAAAGGUCAAGGUCAGUGUGACUGUAAGCUGAAAAAAGGUUUUCUGAUUGUCCAUAUUUUUUUAAUGCAUGCACAGAUGAUUGGGAUUGAUGUAUAAAUGUUUGUAUAGAAAUGAUUUUCUUUUAUGUUACUAUUUUAGUUGGGCAUUUAUUUGCCUUCUUAAGUUAUCAUAAGUAGAUGACCUGCCUCAUAUGCAUCCAAUGACAAAUCAGCUGUCAUUUCAGUCCAUGCAUAUUUCAUUCAAUUGUCCAAAUAUUUCUGGCAACUUGGCGCUCAGGGGGCAUAAUGUUUGACAAACAUCUCUUGUUUUUCCUUCUUUGACAAACCUGUUUACUUCAUUUUCUAACUUUUCUGACACUUUCCUCGCUAUCAAGAGACUUGAUAUGGAAGUUCAUCGGUUAUGCAUAUUUGUGAGGAGCCAUUUUUCUCAGUUUUCUGUCAUGCAUUAUCAUUAAGGGAAGGGUGUAUGAUAAAUUAUUUUUAUAUUUUAAGUAAAACUUGUAAAUACAAUUAUAGUUUUAAUGUAGAACAUAGUAACCUAUGCGCGUUAUUAAUGUUUUGUCAAAAUGUUCUGUGUCUUUCUUUCCUCGUAUCUUCCUGGAUUUGGGAGUUGUAUUUUGUAUCUAUAAUCACAUGUAAGUUUUUAUUGCAGUUUUAUCACUUAUUCAUUCAAUGGACACUCUUAAAUUUUUAAUGCCAGAUUAACGUGAAUGAUUGUAAUAAAAAUGUUGAUGUAUUCUUGUAUGGAAAUAAAUAAUGAAUUUGU